UGGUUGUCCGGCUGUUAGCCGUUAGUUAGCUGUAUGUGGCUGUAAACACAUCAGUUGUCAAACAUGACACAGUUUGAUAACUCAGCUGACUUGGACUCUUUUAUUAAAGGGGUGGAGGAAGAGUCGCAGACUAAAUUUAUUACAUUUUCUGUGGACCGCAAUUACAAUGACAAAGAUUGGCAACCUUUACCUGGGAACCGGGUGUACUGGCAGUGGGCUGGAGGUUCUGGGAUGCCUGCCAUCGAAUUCACCGGGAUCCCGUUUAUGUUUAUGGGGUUUAAAAGGCUGGUCUGCCAUCGAGGCAAAGAUCUUGCCGUAGCCCAGAAGCAGAAGUACGCUGAGGAAAAGGCUAAAAAAAUGAUGUUGGACCACAAUUUUGGCAGUCAGAGGCUUCUUCGGCAAGUCACAAAAAAGGUGGGAUGCCCAGCAGCCAUAUCGAUCAGCAAAAUUGCAACGUUCCCUAAAUUCAAGGUGGAUGAAAAUAAGGAGAGGAGUAGGAAGACAGCCUCCAAGAUGCUGAGAACGGCCUUAGAGAGAGAUCCGAUCAUAUGGAAAACAUGCUACACUGUCACGAAGCCAAGUGCACAUUCUGGACAUGCAGUGGGAGAAGCAGCAAUAAAAGAGUCGUCACACAAUAAACGGCUCACAAACAAGAACACGCAGACUACAGACUGUGAUUUCCCUCGUCACAAACGUGCGAGGAAAAUGGAGCUGAGGAACAAAUGCGUCAACCUCACCCAACUAAUCAUGGAGAAAAUUUAUGUCACCGAGGACCAACACAUUCUUGAGGAACUUUCAGAAAAAUUAAGCAUCCUGCUCAAAGAAUUCACACCUCCGACCAGCAGUGAGGACGAGAUGCCGCUUCAUCUGGAAGAAAAGAGAGUCAAAAUUUCAUCAGUUAUUCCAACCCCUUUGUCACAGAGGAGCCCAAAAUCCAGGUACACAGACAGAGUGGGUGCUCAUGCAGACAGCAUGUGGGGAGCCCACACAGUGCCUGGACCUUUUUAUACAGUUAAAUUCCUCUAGUUCUCUGCACUGUGGCUUUAAUAUUCACUGGAUUUACUUGUUUUUGUGUAGGUCCCGUGUGUGUAUAUUUCAGAUCACUCCUUUUACAAACCUUUACAAAAACCAAGCCUUUCUUACAGGUCACAACUUGAAUUUUUUACUCUGCAAGGAGAAAGUAAACAUUGAGUUCUUGAACUGCUCUGCUGCGCCUCUGAUUCUUACCGCUUGCUUCUACACCACCUGUGCUCCUGAGUUAGAACAUUUUUUCAUGUCAUUGUUGUAUUUUGAGCAUUAUGCCCUUGAGUGGAAUUAACAUUAUAAACGUAUAAUUUGCUCAAAUGUUUCUUUACAUUACAGUUUUUCUAUUAGGCUUAUCUGUAUCAGGAUCACUUGUUGGGUAAGUUAUGCAGAACCAAAUAAACAGUGGUGGAAUAUAAUUUGGUGUUUUUACCAAGUAUCACACCUAAGUACAAAACUGAAGAACUUUUGGCCGUUUGACAGCUUUAGUUAUUUGACUAGAUUCUGACGUACAAAAUGUGUGAAGAGCUUGUGAAAUUUUGUGUAAUGAUUUGCUAUAGAUUAAAUUGUAUAUAGAAGUAGAGCUGAAACAGGUGGUUGACUGACUAAAAAUUAAUUUUUUAACUAUGCUGAUAAUUGUUUAGGUUAUUUUUCAAGUAAAAUACAAAAUUUUAAAACUUUUCAAGUGUGAGAUUUGCAGCUUUUCCCUUCAGUGACGUUGAUCAUUUAAAGGUUUGGGCUAUUUGUUGGACAAGGCAAGGAUUAUGAUGGUGUCACUUUGAGCUCUGAGAUUAUUUUUAAAACUUUCACAAGCCAUUCCUCAUAGGUGGGUCUUCCAUAUAUGUAUGUGAACUGAAAUGUCGGGCAUUUUAGCUGCCGAGGAACCAUUUGAAUGCUUAGAUCAUCACGAGUUUCUUGAAGGCAAAUCAAAGCAGAGCACAGGGUCCCUUUGGCUGGUCCAAUCUAGCACUAGAAUAUUUCUAAGAAUAGAUUAAAAGAGUACAGGCCUUUUUAAAGUUGUGUUUUCAAUCAGUUUGUUGAGUUUUUAGUCCUCGUCCCUGCCGUUAAAAGCUAUCCUCACUCCCUCCUUGCUCAAAAUGCAUGAUGACAAAAACCAAAAGUAAUUAAAAAGUAUGUAUUUAUUAUUAAAUUAAAAAUAAACAUCUUACAAGGUACAUGUACAGAAUAAACACGGCAUUAUUGCUUUUCUAGGUCAC
Messenger RNA from Amphiprion ocellaris (clown anemonefish), 2240 nucleotides. RefSeq lists its product as uncharacterized. The record is from RefSeq and is a predicted model, not a curated record. The transcript has 4 exons. The coding region runs from base 64 to 1026 and encodes 320 amino acids. Gene Ontology annotation, molecular function: DNA-binding transcription factor activity. NCBI's taxonomy places the organism in Eukaryota, Metazoa, Chordata, Actinopteri, Pomacentridae.